AUGAGUUCGCCGUUUUCUGGAAGAGCUGGCCUGCGGUCGCCGCGCAAGAAGCGGCUCGAGGACGAGGAGCUGCGGCUGGCAAAGCUGCGCAGUCCGGCGAAGCGGUCGAUGGCGGAGCUCAAUCGAGCGGCGGUGGAGCGGGCCACGCGACUCAAGCUGGAGUCUCUGCAGGACGACGAGGACGAGAUCGACGCCGAGGAGAUGGCUCUGGCGGACCGAAUAAUCGCCGAGAGCAAGAAGGACGGACUGGCGCCGUUGGAGCUGGAAGAGAGCGAGCACGAAAGUGGCGAGGAGUCCGUCAGCGAGUUUGAGGAGACAGAGGACGGGGACGAGGACGAUCCUAUGGACGACGCUGAUGACGGCGUUUCCGACGAGGAAUUUGGCGCAAAGCGAGUACGGCGGCCACGCAAAGCUGCGCAGACCGCUCCGCGCGCGCCCAGGACGCCGAAGCCGACCGCUGCGCCGCUAGAGGAGGCCGAUCUAAAACCGCUAAAAAUGAGCACGGUCAAGCUGAUGGAAGUUCCCAACAUCGACCGGACCGAGGACCUGCUGCUGAACUUCGCGGACGAGGAGAAGUCGCUUUUCUACGACGGCCACGAGGGCUAUUUUGAACAGCAAAAGCUGAAAAACAAAAAGCCCGGGACGGCGUCCAUGGCGCUGGCUCCAGAGCUUACUUACGAGGAGUAUGAAAAAUACAACAAAAUCCUGGAGAUGUCUGGUGAGCGCCAGAUAGCAAAUCUGAACAACUACUACCGGCUGCAGUUCCCACAAUGGACGUUCGAGCUGCAGCAGGGCUUCAACUUGGUUUUCUACGGUGUUGGCUCGAAACGUCUUUUAGUGCUCGAAUUUUUGCAGCAGCAUUUUCUGCCCGCGGUGUCCGGCGCAAAGUGUCUUGUCGUCAACGGGUACAACCCCGACUUCCGUCCCAAGACACUGCUGUCGAUGCUGCAGGAGACCGUUCUCGGGGUGCGUCCUGCUGGUGAACAACAUCGACGGCGAGGCGCUGCGCACGGACAGAAUGCAGCAGAUUCUGAGCGAGAUCGCCGCGAUCGAGCAGGUGCAUUUUCUGUGCACCAUGGACAACCUGAACAUGCCUAUUUUCUGGAACUCCAGCAUGCAUUACAACUUUAA
Molecule: messenger RNA, 1131 nt
Organism: Ogataea haglerorum
Lineage: Eukaryota; Fungi; Ascomycota; Pichiomycetes; Pichiales; Pichiaceae
Exons: 2
Coding region: 1-1131 (376 amino acids)
Biological process (GO): DNA replication
Cellular component (GO): nucleus; nuclear origin of replication recognition complex
Molecular function (GO): DNA replication origin binding
Source: RefSeq, a predicted model, not a curated record